This is a messenger RNA of Cyprinus carpio (common carp), 4492 nucleotides long. RefSeq names its product E3 ubiquitin-protein ligase AMFR. The transcript is spliced from 13 exons. Gene Ontology annotation, biological process: ubiquitin-dependent protein catabolic process; protein K48-linked ubiquitination; endoplasmic reticulum unfolded protein response. Bases 620 to 2488 code for a protein of 622 amino acids. NCBI's taxonomy places the organism in Eukaryota, Metazoa, Chordata, Actinopteri, Cypriniformes, Cyprinidae. Gene Ontology annotation, molecular function: ubiquitin protein ligase activity; ubiquitin binding. Gene Ontology annotation, cellular component: endoplasmic reticulum; cytosol; ubiquitin ligase complex. The record is from RefSeq and is a predicted model, not a curated record.
GUUCAGCAGUAUGACGUCAGAGAGGCAGCGGAAACAGGUAUGAGGGACAGAAAGUACCAGAAACGGCCAGAGAAACAGAUCUAAACCUGAUAUUUCUCAGUUUCAUUUAAACCAAGCAGAUCUCAGACUGAUCGUCGAGCAUGAUGGGACGGAUUUAAAGACCGUCCGAUGAGUCUCUGAUACCGUGUGUCGUGUUUAAAUCAGUGCGUAGCUGAAGCAGGUUAGCGUUCAUGCUAAUUUAAAAUACCCAUAUGUUCUGGAAAUAUAAACAUUUAUGUUACGAAUUCUAAGAGUUGAACUGUACUCGCCGUAAUGGGGUUUAAACACAAUACAUGACGAUAUAUUGUCUUUUGGAGUUAGUUUAGAGUCCCUCGCACGUAACGUAAACAGAAAAGGACACGUAGCGUUAGAUAACGUUACACAGAGCAGUGACUGUAUUUACAUGAACACAUCUUUUCUGUUCGGCCUUCUGAAACAGAUCCUCAUAUUUAUUUGUAUUUAAGAGGAGUUUACUUUUUUGUGGAGAACUUGUGAUCUAUAAAAGGACACCUGGUUUCUUCUGGACUGGGAUUGGUUUGGACACGUAUCCCUGUGAAGUCUACACUGAGAAGCAGUCAGGAUGCCUCUGCUGUUUCUGGAGCGCUUCCCCUGGCCCAGUUUACAGACAUACACAGCCCUGAGCACGCUUCUGCUGGCCGGGACCAUCUUGAGUGCCUACAGCACGGUCCGAGACUCAGAGCCCCCCUCUACACGGACGGAGGACUCACACAGAGCACCUGAGGAGCAGCUGGAGCUGGAGCAGCCGGACACCGUGGCCUCUAGUGUGCGGCUGUUCCUCAUCACGGACAGUCUCUUCGUCUGGGUGAUGGUGAACACGGCGUGCUGCAUCCUCAUGUUAAUAGCUAAAGGGAUCCAGUGCAUCGUGUUUGGACCGCUGAGAGUCAGCGAGAAGCAGCAUCUGAAAGAUAAGUUCUGGAACUUCGUCUUCUACAAGUUCAUCUUCAUCUUCGGCGUGCUGAACGUGCAGCGGGUGGAGGAGGUGGUGCUGUGGUGUCUGUGGUUCUCCGUGCUCAUCUUCCUUCAUUUGAUGGUGCAGCUCUGCAAAGACCGCUUCGAAUAUCUCUCGUUCUCUCCCACUACUCCGAUGAGCAGCCAUGUGCGAGUGUUGGCUCUGCUGGCGUCUGUUCUGGUGUGCUGUGGCGGUCUAGCAGUGCUCAGCGCUCUAGUCGGACAUCAUCACGGCAUGCACACUGUUGCUUUCAUGGCAGCCGAGUGUUUGCUGGUGACGGUGCGCACAGGACACGUCAUCAUACGGUAUUCUAUUCACUUGUGGGACCUGAACCAUGAGGGGACCUGGGAGAACAAGAGCUCGUAUAUCUACUACACAGACUUCAUCAUGGAGUUAGCCAUCCUCUGCCUAGACCUGAUGCAUCACAUCCAUAUGCUGCUCUUUGGGAACAUCUGGUUGUCCAUGGCUAGUCUUGUGAUCUUUAUGCAGCUGCGCUAUCUCUUUCACGAGGUGCAGAGAAGAAUCCGCCGCCAUAAAAACUACCUGCGUGUUAUUGACAAUAUGGAGUCCAGGUUUGCUGUGGCAACGUCUGAUGAGCUGCUGGCUAAUAACGAUGAUUGUGCCAUCUGCUGGGAUUCAAUGACUACAGCACGCAAGCUGCCCUGUGGACAUCUUUUCCAUAAUUCCUGUCUGCGCUCUUGGCUGGAGCAGGACACUUCCUGUCCCACGUGCCGUAUGUCACUGAACAUUAAUGAAGGCGUGAGGGAGAGAGAGGAGGGCCAGAGGGUGCCGCUGGAUGAUAACAUAGCUGCUGGACCGGGAACAGAGGCCCGGCCGCACCUCAACCAGCAUAACCACUUCUUCCACUUUGAUGGGUCCCGCAUUGCCAGUUGGCUGCCAAGCUUCUCUGUGGAGGUCAUGCACACCACCAGCAUCCUUGGUAUCGCACAGGCCAACAACUCGCAGCUCAAUGCCAUGGCCCAUCAGAUCCAGGAAAUGUUUCCUCAGGUCCCUUACCAUCUGAUCCUGCAGGAUUUGCAGCUUACACGCUCUGUUGAGGUCACCACCGAUAACAUCCUGGAGGGUAGGAUCCAGGUGCCUUUCCCAACACAGACUGUGGAGCGUACACCCAUACAAGUAAACACUGCUUCUGAAGAGUCCGCGGGUGCCAGCAGUUCAGAGGUGGCUGCGCCUGAGGCGGAAGACUUUGAGGUGCGGGGGAGCCGCUUUUCCAAGUCCGCAGAUGAGAGGCAGAGGAUGCUAAUGCAGAGGAAGGAGGAGCUACUCCAAAGAGCGCGCAGACGUUAUCUACACAAAAAAUCUGAUGAAGGAGAUGUGUUUUCUGCUCCUGCUGCUGAUAAUGAUGAUGCCAUGCCCUCCAUGGAGGAUGAAGACUCAGAUUCAUUGACCUUGAGGCGCAGAAGAAUGGCGGCUGCAGCCGAGAGACGCAUGCAGAGGCACGAGCCUCCCCCAUUUUGAGUCGAGCAAAAACAUGGAUGAUGCCUGUGGUACGGCCAAGCUGUCAUACAAUUUUGGGCUGAUCAAUGCACAUUUGUGCUAGAUGCAACCAUAUAUGUAUAUGUACCCAUCAAACAUUUCAGUGAAAUAAUAUAUGUCGUCAUUGCCGCACCAGUGAAUUAUAGUAAAAAUUUUGGCAAGCAUCAAAUAAAAGAAAAAGACACAUUCAACUUUCAUUUAUGUUUCUUCCAUAGACAAAAUCAUUUUUAAAAUGUUAGUACCUAAACAAGAGCAUGGUUUGGACAGCUGCUCACAUAUGUUAAAAACGAAAUGAAUAGAAAAAGUUUUGGUUCCUGAGUUUGAAUUUCUUUUCACUUUUGGAAUGCCUCAUUUCUUAAAUGUCUUUGUACGAAUUGGACAAUUUUAACAAUAUUAUGUUGAUUACUAACAGUUCAAUUCUAGAGCUUAAGAAACAAACAACAUGCUGGAAUUUAGAGUUUUUCUUUCGCCAGAAAAUAUCCUUACAAUUUUGCUGCUAUUUAGCAUUUGAAUCUGUAUUUAAGUCAGUUUGGUUGGCUCAUGUGCUCCAAAAGAGACAAUCUUGCGAGUUUGAGCAUACAAUCUCAUGUGCUCCCAGCAUUUGAGUCUCCGAAGACCGUUAAAAAGCAAAGUGGCAUAGAUCCUAGUGUCUGUCCUCUCAUUGUUGUGACAACAAAUUGCUCUGUGCAUCAUUUAGUCACAUGAUCAUUUAGUUCAUUUAGUCACAUGAUCUUGCUUCUCUAGUGUUGUCAUUCAGAACAGCCAUGCUUUUUUUUUCAUUUAUCUUUCAUUCUGAACUUAUACUGGAGGUUAUAUAGUGAGGAAAUGUUUCCUUUCCUCUCUCUGUUUUGUGCUACAGUAAAAGAGAAGGGUAUGGUCCUUAGUCAGGGUAGAUGUUCAACGUUGUCCUGUUUUAAUUUUCAUAAAACUUUUUAAUUUGGUUCAAAUUAAAUGAAUCAUUUACCCUGACUAAAGACCUUUUCAAUAGGUUAUUUAAACUUAACAAUAGGUUAUUUAAACUUAACAAACACAAUUAUGGUUAAUAGGUCAGUUUUGUAGCUUUUUGUUGUCAGGGUUUUAUUGUGUUUGUAUUUGAAUGGUUUGUAUUUGAAUAGACCUUUAUUUGUCAGCGUACUAAUGUACUAAUGCCUAAAAAUGCUUGUUUUUUACUGGCACAUGACAUAAUGAAUUUUUACAGGAUAAUUUGGCAUGGAUGCUGCAAACAAUUCAGAAUCUUGCAUGUUGAGUUUGAAGUGAACAAGCUUUUCAUGUAAUAGCACGUGACUUUUAAUUUGCAUUUGUCUUCUGUUAAGAAAAAAAAAAUCAAUCCCAACCAUAAUAACCAUGGCCACUUAUACAGAUUAUUUAAUCAAGAACUUAUUGGCUUUAUGGCCUGUUUGUCGACCUCAAAAAAAAAAAAAAAGUACAUCUUCAGAACUGACUCUGAUGUUUUACACUGUGAAUCUAUUCUAUCAAAUAUUUUUAGCGUCAUACAUGGACAUUUUUUUUUUUUUUUUUACCUUUCAUGUGGACGUCUUUUUCUAUGCAUGAAAUCACUGACUGUUGUGUUCGUAUUUGUUUUCCUGAUCAACUUUCCCAAAGACUCUCCUAAUGAUUUACUUUAAUGAAGCUGGUUAUUGUGAUUGUAAUGACUGCAGGUCGAUGUAGAAUAUGUUUGUUUUGGUUGCACUGAUGCACCUUUCAGCAGUAUUUCUUAAUAAAAACAAAAAACAAAAAUUGUAUUCAUGAAAUCCACUGGAAUGAUUCAGAUAAUAAUACAUGAUUUGGUUGGUGGUCAUGCUGUUUGCUGGAAAGCAGAGAGAAGUGUUCAAUUGCUUUAUGUACACAAUUCAUUCAUUUGUGCCUACAGUGGAUCAAUAAUGCUUUGAUUUGUGUAAAUAUUUUUGUAAUAAAGAUUGUAAAAUACAUGUGAAAUGACCCUGUACAAAAUAAAAGUCACAGCUGCUUUAGAAGCUUUUACCCACA